Messenger RNA from Perognathus longimembris pacificus (Pacific pocket mouse), 1497 nucleotides. It is a transcript of the gene Snx15, whose product is annotated as sorting nexin 15. Lineage: Eukaryota; Metazoa; Chordata; Mammalia; Rodentia; Heteromyidae. Gene Ontology annotation, molecular function: phosphatidylinositol binding. The record is from RefSeq and is a predicted model, not a curated record. The transcript is spliced from 8 exons. The coding region runs from base 101 to 1114 and encodes 337 amino acids.
GGCGGGUGGAGAAGGGCGCAGGCCUGGGCGAGUCCCGGCUGGCGGAGGCCGGCACCGGCGGGGCGGGGGCGGCGGCCAGCUGCACGCGAGCUCGGCGGUCAUGUCUCGCCAGGCGAAGGAUGACUUCUUGCGGCACUACACAGUCUCCGACCCCAGGACCCAUCCCAAGGGCUACACCGAGUACAAAGUAACCGCGCAGUUCAUCUCAAAAAAGGACCCAGAAGACAUCAAAGAGGUGGUGGUAUGGAAACGGUACAGCGACUUCCGCAAGCUCCAUGGAGACCUGGCCUACACACACCGCAACCUCUUCCGGCGCCUGGAGGAGUUCCCUGCUUUCCCGCGGGCCCAGGUGUUCGGCCGGUUCGAGGCCGCUGUGAUCGAAGAGCGGAGAAAGGGAGCGGAAGACUUGCUUCGCUUCACCGUACACAUCCCGGCGCUCAACAAUAGCCCCCAACUCAAGGAGUUUUUCCGGGGUGGGGAGGUGACUCGGCCCUUGGAGGUAUCCAGGGACCUACACAUCCUGCCAACCCCUCUGGUCCCCGCCCCGCCCCUGGAGGAUCCCCUGCUGCCCCAGCCGCUCCCUGCAGAAAGGAGGGGCCAGGAGGAACUGGAGGUUCCAGCGGACCCCCCACCAUCUAGCCCCGCCCAGGAGGCCCUGGAUCUUCUCUUCAGCUGUGGCAGCGAGGAGGAGGCGUCGGGUUCCCCUGCCCGAGGAGGUCUCCUCUCUGAGGCCGAGCUUGCCCUCUUUGACCCCUUUUCCAAAGAAGAAGGUGCCGGCCCCAGCCCCACUCACAUAGGAGAGCUCACGGCCAUGGAGGUGGAGUCCAAAAGACUGGACCAGGAGCCCUGGGAACCAGGAGGGCAAGAGGAAGACAAGGAAGAAGGGCCAACGCCUGCCUACCUGAGCCAGGCCACGGAGCUCAUCACCCAGGCCCUCCGGGAUGAGAAGGCGGGCGCCUACCCUGCGGCCCUCCAGGGCUACCGAGAUGGCGUGCACAUCCUGCUUCAGGGAAUGCCCAGUGACCCAUCCCCUGCCCGGCGGGAAGGUGUGAAGAAACGGGCUGCCGAAUACCUAAAGCGGGCAGAGGAGAUCCUUCAUGGGCACCUGUCCUAGGUGCCACCCUGAGGGAGGGGGUACUUCCUGGAAUGCCAGCUCCGGCACUGCCAGCUUCCCUCUUCUCUCCGCAGAGCCUGCCCCAAAUUACUGCUCCUAUAACUCCAGGGAUUACAUAUCUGGAUGUAACUGGACUAAGGAUGAAGAAAUAAUGACUUCUCAGCUUCCAGCCUGCCUCGUUGGAAUCAGAUUCACACUUCUGAUUCUGCCUGUCUCCAUGCCCAUGUUGUCAGCAGCAGCUCUGGGUACAAACUAUCAGUUUACCCAUCUGGAAUGGGGGUCUGCAACAUGUAGCCUACAGCCAGAUUUGGCCCACUGCCUUUUUUUUUUUUUUUAAAUAAGGCUCAUGAGCUAGAUUUGAUUUUUACAUUUUGUAAAGGGUU